Molecule: messenger RNA, 2328 nt
Organism: Aspergillus ibericus CBS 121593
Lineage: Eukaryota; Fungi; Ascomycota; Eurotiomycetes; Eurotiales; Aspergillaceae
Product: putative C6 finger domain protein
Exons: 2
Coding region: 22-2118 (698 amino acids)
Biological process (GO): regulation of DNA-templated transcription
Molecular function (GO): zinc ion binding; DNA-binding transcription factor activity, RNA polymerase II-specific
Source: RefSeq, a predicted model, not a curated record
CUUACCGGUAUAUCCAGUGAAAUGACCGCCAAGAGAACGUCGAACCAAGCUGGCCUUGGGAAUGAAGACGACCCGAACCCCAAACGGGCAGUGAAGGCGCCAGAACCCGUGCAAGAUGACGACUCUGCACUUCCCCAGCCAGAUGCUGCAGCUGAGGGCAUCCCCGACGCAGAUAGCGCGACAGACAAGGAUGAUCCCUUGUGGACCUUCUUGGAGGGUAUUGAACCCACUGGUCUGACACCGCAUUUCGCCCUGCCAGAAUAUUCCCCCGGGGACUUGGGCUCCAGUACUUCCCCGCGGCUGCAUGCGUCGGAAGUCAAAGAAGCACAUCCUGCCCCAGCUGACUUGAGAAGUCCUGACCUCUCUGGCGAACACGCGAGUGUAGCCGAAGGUGCUUCGGCGAAAAAGGGCGCUACAAGGAAACAUGCCUUUGCAGGCGAUUAUGUACCCCCCCAUGAUGACGCGCAUGCUGAGGUCAAACGUACCGAAGGUGUGGCUGAUGAUCAGGAUAUUCCUGAAACCUUGGGGGUGGAGGAGAAAGGGGACGUACAAGAAGAAGAAGAAGAAGAAGAGGAAGAAGAAGUCAUGGCCAGUACCAAGAAGAAACGGGGGCGUCCCAAGCUGAAAGACGUCAAGUCCUCCUCCGGGAAGGUUGGCCGUCCGAGGCAAACCGCCAACGACUAUUCGGACCAGGUGAAAGAGAAAUACCGUCAGAAGCAUCUGGAGGCGGAGAAGAACAAGAAACCGAAUAGAACGAACAAUGCCUGUGAUCGUUGCAAGGCCCGGAGAGGGACUUGCGACAAAGAUCCCUACUGCUGCAAGGCAUGCCAGCUAGCCAAGGUGGAAUGUAAAAUGACGGAUCCAAAUACCCUGGAGGCGUGGCCUCGCGGAGCCUGUCGGAGGUAUAAACGUCAAAUCGAAGAGUUGCUGGAGAAGAAGAAACAACUCGAAUAUGCAUUCCAAGGAUCCCAACAUAGGGUGCUACUUCUGGAAAAUCAACUGAAAGCCGCGGGUAUCACACCAAUUAUGGUCUCGUCUCAUCCUCCUCAUCCUCUUCAUCCGAGCGCGCCAGUCCAGAAUCCAACGUCGGUCGCUUCAGCGCCUCGUCACCCCCAAAUCCCCAGUCCUUACCGGGUAGACCAGUGGGCUUACCCGUCCUUCCCAAAUGCUCUACAGGGAAAUUCCACGAUGCAAGCUGUUCCGGGCUCCCAUCACCACACAUCGGCCCCCCAGGAUACAUGGCAAGCCAUGUACUCGAGAAAUUACAACCUUGCGCCGCCGCCGCAGCUCCCUGGCUAUAAUCCCCCCCCAGGACAGAGUCCUGGCCAGCGAGCAAUGCAGCAUGGCCCGGGUUCUUCACGCCGGCACUCCCGUUCUAUCCAACCCCAGCAGCCGCAGCCGCGGCGGCGACGACAGCAGCAGCAGCAGCAACAACAGCCACAACAGCAACAACAGCAACAAGCAGGUCCAUCCCAGUCUCAAUACCCCAACCGCCGCCAAUCCUCAUCCCAAACCUCCAGCGUCGGCGUCAGCAAUGUCCCCAGCUUCGACCACAACCUCAACCUGGAAACCUUUGGCAUGAACCCCGCCGCCGCCGCCGCACACCCCUCCAUGAACCUGAACCCUUCGCUCGCGCAAGCAAUGUUUCCUUUCCCCCCUCCCGGACAGCCAAUGUACCCCAACCCGGGUCCUCUCGACCCUACCGCCAACUUCGCAGGCAUGGGCAUGCCUGGACUGGACGCCGUCGAUCCAACCCUGGACGUAUCCGACUACAUCACUGGGUUCCCACCGGGCGACUUUGACGGCUACGCUGGAGCGACCGACCCGACGUUCGACGGUGGUCUGCCCAAUGACUUCGACGCAGCCGCGUCCCUGAUGCCGGGUGGCACCCCCGGACCGUCAAAUCCGAUGUAUCCGAACGGAAGUAUUGGCCGUCGCGCGAGUCAUAGUGCUUCAUCGAGGGGAAACAGAGUGUACAUGAUGCAUGCUGAGGACAUCCUUAAUGAUAAUGAGGCCCGGAUCCAGGUCGAGAAUGAGGGUGAGGAGGAUGAUGAUGCCGUGCAGAUUGUGGAGGUCGUGAAAACCGAACCUUCGAUCAACGGGGACGCAGAGGAGUAGAUGUUGACGGUAUUUUUUUUCUCUUGUUGUUUUCUUUUACUCACGACCAAAAAGCGACUUCGGAUGAACUUUGAUGAGACUUGUGAUUAGAGAUGGUGUGUGCUUUGUUACAUUUCAUUGUAUACAACCUCUCAAUUCGAAUUACGACUUUCGAUCUAGAUUUCCUUGGUGUAUACUCGCUAAUCCCUAUCUUCUCUCUGUCUCUUUUCC